AUGCGCUCAAACUGGACCGAGAAUGUCCGAAAUGCGGUACGGAGCAGUUUUGACAAUUUCCUCCCCCGCUUCAGUGAGCCUGUUGUUGAAGACAAUAGCCUGAUAGCCCGCAAUUCCAACUCUUCCUGUGCCUCUCAUUCAAGCCAGAAGAGGGUCCCAAUACCCCAGCAAGGUUCAAGGGAGUAUCUCACCAAGCGCCUGAACAACUAUAUUAGAGACAACGAUCCGGCGCAGAAUGAUCCAAUACCAAUUGAAGACGACGAUCAGGAAGACACAUCAGAAAACAAUCCCAGCAUCCGGCUGCGAACCUCAAAGCCUCUCUUGCAGACACGCUCUCCGCAAAAUCAUGAAGCUUCGUCUGUUAAGCACGCACCCCCCAGACAUAUGCCUACCAGAUAUCCUGCUGAGAGGGAGCGUGGUACGACUGAGCGAAGGAGCAUAGAUAAUUCACAAUCUGCACACGAAAAUUGGCUUCUGGGUGUAGCAAGCAAGCCUGAACCUGGUUUUGUGACCAUACAAGAUCCCAUGAAGCAGCCAUCCAGUCUUGCGCCUGGCUAUAGACCGGUGAACACAUUGAACGGGGCUCGCCCUCCAGCACGACCCGGACAUAUUCACUCAACCGCGCAUCCAAGCCGGGGACCUCAGUCACAUGCCUUCCAGUACGGUGAUCAGACCAAGGGAGAUGCUCUCAACCAUCGACACAAGCGACGCAAAUUGGAACAACCCCGAACAGCAAGACAGAGCAACCAAGAUCCGAUUGAUAUCGGGGAGAGUCAGCAAGCGGAAGACUCACUCGAUGAGCUAGGGAUGAGUCCUGCCUUUGGAAAGGGACAUACCCACCAACGUGAUGUUGGAGCUUUUGAGGACAAACGGAAGGCGAUACCUGCUCAAAAUCUGAGGCGUGCGGAGAUGUCUGCUUCGUCCGAGGAUGAAAGUACCUUCACCAAGGCUUCGGCACAGCAGAGAAGAGCCGGACAAGAUGAAUCCUUGAAGACUUCUUCUGUAAUUCAGCGGUCCCAUGCGACGCAAGCAAAGGUUGCUUCUCCCUACUUUGGCAAGUCCGAGCCUCCAGGGAGAACAAGCAAAGGUGUACGGAAGACCCGGCAACCGAAGUCCCUAGGACAAGAAAGCCCAGAUGCUUUACAGGAAUCCUUCUGCAUAUCUCAUCCUCGACCGGCCAAGCAGAAUCCAACAUCUCUUGAUAGUGUGCCUGCCACUACGUUUACUCGGAAUCUUUUAGGAAACGACAAGAACAGUGCUAUAACGAAUGCGACCAAGAAGCCUAUUACAAAAACACAAACUCUAUCGCCGAGAACUUUCAAACUCCUGGAAUUUGUGUCAGUCCCAGACUCUUUCGCAGAUGCAUCCUUGAUCCUGGAGGUGGAUGAACGGACCAAGCGUCUCGAGAUCAGUACGGACAUGAAGGAACUCGACACAGCUCCCUUGCAGAUAUGCUUAAUGGAGAAGAUCAAUGUCCUUAUGCAUGAAAACCAAUCUAAUUUGGUGCGCCUUGACUGUCCACGUCGUGGCAAUACUUCAACGCAAACGUAUCUUCGCUUAGAGUCCGUGAAGGCAGCAAAUGACUUCGUCACGCUGCUGCAGAAGCUGGGCUGCCCUCAUCAUACCAAAACGAAGGACAAUGGUUGGAUAGAGACCGCGCUGGAGAGGGCCAAGGACGAAAUGGCUGGUCGGCAUCAAAAGCAAGCGACCGAAGAAGGUUCUAUCAUCUGGCAAAGCUCCGAGCAGACAAAGUCAAGCAGAAAGUAUCCGCACGUAAUCCAACAAGACACAGCACGAAAACAAACCCGUCUCAUCGAUCGGUUGGAUCUGCCUGCUGUUGCUUCCGAACAACCUACCGUCAUCACUGGCGCCGAGCGACCAGGGAACGACGAUUCGAGGCCAAUCCAACAUAGCCGCAACGUCCAGUCGAGUUUCAUGAACCUUGACCGGCCAGACAGGUCACACGAAGACGCAAACCCCUUAAGACGGGUCACUAGAUCUCGAGAACCUGCGAAAAAGGACCAGCGCGAUCAAAUCCCAGAUAGUUUUCGACAACCAGCUAAGGUAUCAGACCUCGAGAUUCUGGGAAAUCCAUGGAAAAGUGACUUGAAAUAUCCGAUUACUGAGAAACGCUCUGGUACCGUACCUUACGAGGACCUCGCCCGACUAGGCCACGAUGAAUUCCUAAACGACAACUUGAUCUCUUUUUUUGUUCACUACCUGGAGAAUAAGAUCAAGUCUACGAAACCUGAAUUGUCCCCGAGAAUUCAUAUCUUCAACACAUACUUUUUUGAGACUCUAACGAAGACGCCGAAGGGCCAGAAAGGAAGAGGAAUUAAUUAUGAAGCCGUCAGCAAGUGGACCAAGGCUGUGGAUCUCUUCAAGCGUGAUUUCGUGGUGGUUCCAGUGAAUGAAAACUUCCACUGGUAUCUUGCCAUCAUUUGCAACCUCCCAUACUUUCUUCCGGAGUCGGAGCAAGGAGCCAGGGAGGAAAUACAGCCCUUAAUUCUCGAAGAUCCUUCUGCGCCAGUUGAAACAACCGAUGGAGACGCAUCUGAGGAGCAGACACAGAAAUCAUUAGCAGAGCUUUCCAUUAGCGAUUACGACACUUCGCAUCAGACUGCCUCCAAGGCCAAGGCAAAAAAGGGACCUGGGAAGCGCAGGGUCAGUCGACUACCAAAAUAUGACACUGACAAGCCUGUUAUCAUCACUUUGGAUUCACUCGGUACUCCACGUUCUGCGACAAGCUCCAUUCUCAGGCAGUAUGUGGCGGCGGAGGCUAAGAAUAAAAAGGGUCUUGACCUUGAGCCUAGUGACCUUCGGGGAAUGACAGCUAAAAAGAUUCCCACACAAAGCAAUUUCAGUGACUGCGGUUUGUAUUUGUGUAUGUAUCUGGAGCAGUUUGUUGCAAAUCCAGACACAUUCGUCUACAACAUUUUACAGCGGGAAGAGAAUACCCAUCAAUGGCCGGAGACUAUCCGAGGUCAAGAUCUGAGAGGAAGAUUAAGAGAUCUACUUCUUGAACUACACAGAAAGCAAGAAGGCCAGCCUUCGAAGAUGGAGAUUCCUGAGGUUGGAAGGAUCAUGAUUGGCAAAAUUAGAUCACCACCCUCAAGAUCUCAACAUUUAUCUUCUCCAACCGAUGAGGAGGUUGAUGAUCAAAAGCCAGGCUUACGACGUACGCAUUAUGAUGGCGAAGAGCUAUCUUCGCAUUCGAAAAGCACACCCGCGUCAUUGGAUACUGAUUUUAGUAAGGAUGCCCAAUCUGGAAGAACGGUCAACGGGCCUAGUGUUCCAGGCGGGACUACGUCCGCAGCUGAUCAAGGCAGAUCGCGUGAUGGUUCAAGCUUGGGGAAAAGCUCUGGAGAAGUAGUGCAAGUUGCAGCAUCGCCUCCAGCUAGUCACAAUCGCCACCGAGAAAACCACAAGGACUCUUCCGAACUAGCCGCACAUCUUCGCACCUCAAGGAAAAGACAGCGGCCGGCUCGUGAUGACGAUGAUGUGCAUCAACAAAUUAGACCGAAAAGCCCAUCAACUGAAUUUUUAUCAGGGGUCGAAAGCUAUGUUGGCAUGCAAGGAAGUUCUUCGGCGGGGGAAAAUCCGAGCCUUACGAACGAAAGCAUACUGGAUGAUGAAGUUUCAAGCAGGCGGCGCAAAAGAACGCGGCAUUUGGACAAGUUCGCGGGCCACUCCCAAGAAUCAGCCAUGGAUGCCCAGGCACACAGCGAGGCUCCACUAAGCCUCAAGCAUAACGAAAAGACAUCAAUGCAGCAGCUUAUUCCGACGAAGAAACGUCAAAUUGACAUGGGUGAGGUUGAGAUCUAUGAAGACACGGAUGAGGAACAGAUUGGAGGUUCUGGCACGGCAUAG
Exophiala spinifera is the source of this 3870-nucleotide messenger RNA. RefSeq lists its product as uncharacterized. The transcript has 5 exons. The record is from RefSeq and is a predicted model, not a curated record. Gene Ontology annotation, molecular function: SUMO-specific endopeptidase activity. Gene Ontology annotation, cellular component: nucleus; cytoplasm. Bases 1 to 3870 code for a protein of 1289 amino acids. Lineage: Eukaryota; Fungi; Ascomycota; Eurotiomycetes; Chaetothyriales; Herpotrichiellaceae. Gene Ontology annotation, biological process: protein desumoylation.